Messenger RNA from Nelumbo nucifera (sacred lotus), 808 nucleotides. RefSeq lists its product as uncharacterized. NCBI's taxonomy places the organism in Eukaryota, Viridiplantae, Streptophyta, Magnoliopsida, Proteales, Nelumbonaceae. The record is from RefSeq and is a predicted model, not a curated record.
GGAAGAAUAACGAAAGAGGAUGUUGAGGAAGCUCUUCGCCGGCGCCAGUGGCACCGUGGACCAAUGGCGUAUGAUAUCAAAUCGUCGCUUCUCCUCCAUUUCCUCCGCCGUCGACUCUAUCGUGCUCCGCUCGCUGAAAGAGCACUACCUCGAAGUCUCUAAAAUGACUCCACCACCAAAGGUGAACCCACCGGCUCCUUUCACAAUCCUGAAAGGCGCACUCGAUUCAAACGGUCCCGUGCUCCGGCGAACUUAUGGUGAUGAAGAGAUAAGUACAUCAGUUAUGCGAUUAGCCAACAUUAUUCCUGGUGGUGGAGAUGAAGAUGAGGACGGCAUUAAUCGGUUAUUCCUUCAUGUUUAUGUAUCGAAGCCCGACCCUGAGGAUUCCAUUCAUUUCUUGUGUGGGCUUUAUCCAAAUGCAUUGGUAAUUCACUCUGUUUCUAUGCGUCCAAAGCUCCGGUCUUCUCAAUUUCUGGUUGUUCCUAAGAAAUAUAGUGGCCCGAUUUUCCGGAGAAGGAGAAGAGUACCUGCGACACUCGAGCGAGAGGAGGGGAUUCAGAAAAAGUGGGUUUUAAAAGCUAACGGCGUCAAACGUUUCAAACAACCUCGCGCAUGCUUCAAACGUUUACACGAUCGGAGGACGCGUGGCUUCACUAUUAAGAUCGAGCGAGCGGUGCCUUCACUAAAGCUACCUGAACUGAAGCCGGACUCGUCCUUAGGUCCAUGUGCUCGUUUUGUCAACCGUUAAAUGUGGUUUACGCCUACGGCUGGAUCGGAUUCAGCUGUAUCUUCAAUUCAUCCACGAUUA